AUGCACGUCGAGCAACGCCAAAAUUUUGCGGUUCUUCAGGCUACCUUCACGAGCUCUAUGCAACCUCUUCAUACUCAGAUGGAACGGAUGUCACUAUCUUUGUACCAACAGACUCGAAUGCGGCAGCAUUUAGUUGGCAAUGCUCAAAUUCUAUUCUACAAUCCCGAGACGUCUCGUAAUAACUCAACAGUUCGCGUCUCUGCAACUAUAGCUUCACAGCAGUGCUCAAGGGGUUGCAGCUAUUACAGUUCAUCUAUUUCGAUGAGAUCUUGCAACUACCCUCCCUGCCGAAAGAGCUUGGGCAAGCAUCAUUUUACUUACUACUUCCCGCCAUGGCUGGUCUUAAGGGCAAUUGUAGCCUCCGCAAAUCUAGACGACCUUUUUGGUGCCGGCGCAAAGGUGUUGAUUAACAUACCUCUUAUCGUCCCCGAGGAGCGUCACCUUGUUUGGUCGCUCGUGGUAGCUGGAAACUUGGAGCAGCUGCGGAACCUACUGGCGGGUGACAAAAAUCUGGUGCACGUUAAGAACCAGUGGGGUCAGUCUAUAAUGCACGUCGCUGCUAAAAUACAUCAGCCAGCUGUCUUCAACUUCCUCAUCUCCAUCGGUAUGGAUGAGCAUUCUCCAGAUGAGAAUCAAAAGACAGCCGCCACUACCGUCUUAACGCGGAGAGGGAACCAGGAGUAUACACUUAGAAUCGAUGCAGACGAUUUGGCUAACCGCCUUGGCUGGACACCUUUGCACGAAGCAGCUGCGCUGACCCGAGAAGGACGAAAAUUAGCAGAAGCCCUUCUUCUGGAGUCCGAGUAUGUCGAUAUCAAUAGCAGAGAUGCUCUUGGCAGAACACCUCUGCAUUGGCUAGCCGAAAAUGGCGAGGCAGACGCCAUACGACUCCUCACCCAAGACCCAUGGAGAGCUGAUGUUCACAUGCGUGACAAUUGCGGAUUCACGGCGUUGCAUUGUGCGUGCUGGGCUGACGAUCUUGAAAGCGCGGCUGUACGCCUCGAGGCAGGCAGCAACGCUAAUGCGCAAGAUAAACAUGAACGAACUCCCUUGCUUCAUUUUGAUAAUUACAAAUUGCUAGACCUCCUGCUUGAGAAGGGAGCGGAUGUGUAUAUCGCUGAUGAUGAGGGUGCGAAUAUUAUGCACCAUGUUGCUGUAUCUAACCAGGCUGUUCUAGCAAAGACUUUGCUGGAACGGUACGGCCAUACGCUCUGCAUUACGAACUAUAAUGGAGAUACGCCACUCGGCUUGGCUAUUCAAAAUAAUAGCCUGGAGGUUCUGGAGGUUUUGCUCCCAUUUUUGGAGGAUUUCCCGAUAGAAAAAGUAGGCAUGUCCAACAUCCACAAGAGAAACCCCCUCCAUCUCGCAGCCUUACACGCAAGCACCGAGGUAAUGGAAAUGCUUACCUCCGCCAAUCUCUCCGUCCUUAAAGGGAUAUCCGAUGCCCCAGACAAAGACGGCCAUUCACCAAAUGUAUGCUUUGUAAGAUGCCGCGGUGCGCAUUGUGCUGUUACAAGAAAGGAAUGGGAUGUGGAGAAGAGAGUUUGGGUUAGGUUGAUGAUGUUCGCAAGAGGGGAAAGUGUUGCUGUUGAUGAUGAACAUGAUGAGACGGAAGUCAGGUUUGAAGAGGAUGCUUGCAAGAAGCGUAAGGACUCGUUUUGGGAUGUAACCGAUGAACAUGAAGAGAAUGGAGUGAUGUCUAAAGAAAUUUGUGAUAAAAGCAAAGAGUCGUCUUUUUUGGUUAGCGAGACGGGGUGUGAGACUGAUAGUAUGUCAGAAGAGGAAGAGGAAUUUGCAGAUGCAGAGGAUUGGAAAGACACGGAAGGCUGGCCGCAAGAUACUAUUUACGAGACAAGCAGCUAG
Molecule: messenger RNA, 1863 nt
Organism: Mollisia scopiformis
Lineage: Eukaryota; Fungi; Ascomycota; Leotiomycetes; Helotiales; Mollisiaceae
Product: ankyrin
Exons: 4
Coding region: 1-1863 (620 amino acids)
Biological process (GO): protein localization to ciliary inversin compartment
Cellular component (GO): ciliary inversin compartment
Molecular function (GO): protein binding
Source: RefSeq, a predicted model, not a curated record